AUGACUCUCCACGCCCUGCCAAACGAGCUCCUGCUUAACAUAGCAGAGUUCCUGGACUCCCAGAGCAGCAUCAAUGCAUUUGCAAGAAUAAAUCAUCGUUGCAAUAAUCUUUUGAACUCAUUCCUCUACAACUACAAUGUUCAACAUCACUAUGGAGAUGCACUUCAUUGGGCAGCAGCCCAUGGCCAGCUGGAAACAGCCCGGGAAAGCCUCCGACAAGGCGCAAACAUUGAAGCAAUCGACCCCACAACAAACCGUCGCCCAUUAUUCGAAGCUUCCUAUCAAGGCCAUGCAAAUAUCGUCGCACUCCUUGUGGCAAACGGCGCCAACGUCAACGCUACGAAUGGGCGCGGGGGUAUGGAACAAGCCAUCACAAUAGCUGUCUCCCGCAACAGAGAAUGCGUACUUCGUGUACUGCUCGAAAGUGGCAUAGAUCCUAAUCUGGCAACUUCGAAAUCGGGAGAGCAUUUGUUACAUAUUGCGGCAUACCGGAGGGUUCAAAGUCGCCUAGCGGUGACCAAAGUUUUGGUAGAAGCAGGAGCUGAUCUGGAGGCGCUUUCACCCAGCUCGCAAACUGCCUUGCAAAUCGCCUGCCUACACGACCCCGAGGUAGUGAGGUAUCUUAUCGAGAGUGGUGCCAACACAGAUGUACGGCGUCCCGGCGGUAUCACAGUAUUGCACUUAGCAGCCACCCAAGGCAAGAUCAACAUUGUCGAGGUAUUGUGGGACCUGGGCUUUGACAUAAAUACCAAGGAGGAUUCUGGACACAGCGUAUUAUACUCCGCAUGCUCCCACGGCCGAUUGGAAGUGGCGAAGUUCCUGCUAGACAGGGGUGCAAAGAUAAAUUCAAAGACGCUCUCUGGCUUUACGCCGUUAUCUGCGGCGGUGAGUUGGGAGUCCAAUGUGUUUGGGGGUACUGGCGGGGAGCAUGGUGGCAUCACUGCUUUCUUACUGGAGCGAGGUGCUGAUCCAACCAAAGCAAGCCAUACUAGCACGACGCCAUUGCACCUUGCAGUUCGUAGUGAACAUGGGAUGUGCAAGUUGUUGCUCCAGCAUGGCGUUGAUCCCGAGUCCAAGACAAAGACAGGCAUCACUCCGCUCCAUGAAGCAGCAAGGUCGGGCUCUCUUGAGUCGGUAAGGACAUUGCUGGCAGCAAAUGUCAAUAUACAGUCAAAAGACAAAGAUAAGAAUACUCCUCUACACUUCGCAGCGAGGAGGUAUCAUCCAGAGCUUGUUGAAUUACUUCUACAAGCCGGUGCCGAUCCGAUGGCCAAGAACCGUCAUGGCAAGCUGGCUGCAGACGUCGCGAUGGAGGGCAUUAUAGGCCGUUCCAGUGAGAAACGGGCUAAAUUGAGAACAGUCUUGGAUCUCUUGGAAGCCUCUUCCAGCCUGCAACACAAGUAA
Messenger RNA from Penicillium brevicompactum, 1404 nucleotides. RefSeq names its product ankyrin repeat domain-containing protein. Bases 1 to 1404 code for a protein of 467 amino acids. Gene Ontology annotation, molecular function: protein binding. The transcript has a single exon. Lineage: Eukaryota; Fungi; Ascomycota; Eurotiomycetes; Eurotiales; Aspergillaceae. The record is from RefSeq and is a predicted model, not a curated record.